AUGGCCGAAAGCAGCAGGCGGGUGGCUCCCGACGGUGACAACAGCCUAGAGGCUCUGUGGGCGGCGCACGAAGUGCUGGGGCGACGCACAGAAGAGCUAGAGAAUGACGUGCAUCGGAUUCAUGAAGAGAUACGCCGAGAGCUGAGGGAAAUUACCAUCCGUUUAGAUCGGAUUGUUCCCAACCGGAAUGCUCCGGUCGUGCGGCGAGGAGCGGGACCAGAGCGCCUUCGGCCGCGAGAUAAUCAGCUGGAGGAAUCGUCUGACUCAGAUUUUGAAGCAGGGGAAGUCCGCAAUUCAGACCAUUUUGAUUCGGAAGAAGAAGAAGAAGUGUUUAAUCAUCGGCGGAGGCGACCGAGGGAUGUUAACCGGCCGAACGGUGAGUUUCGAGUCAAAUUAGACAUCCCGUAUUUUGAUGGAAAAUUACACAUUGAAGACUACCUGGAUUGGGAGCGUUCGGUUGAAACUUUCUUCGAGUAUAUGGAGAUUGAACUGACUAAACAGGUGAAGUAUGUAGCCUGUCGGCUUAAAGCUGGAGCUAGCGCGUGGUGGCAACAGAUUUUACAGUCUCGGCGAAGAGAAGGGCGAGGUCCAGUGCGGAAUUGGAGGAGAAUGAAACAAUUGUUACGAGGUCACUACCUUCCGACCGACUAUGAGCAGAUGUUGUAUCAGCAAUAUCAACAUUGCCGCCAAGGUAAUCGUUCGGUCAACGAUUACACAGAAGAAUUUUACCGCCUGAGUGCUAGGAAUAAUUUGAACGAAACAGCCAAUCAACUUGUCGCUCGUUACAUUGGCGGGCUCAAGGAGGCGAUUCAAGAUAAAUUGGAAUUGAAUUCCGUUUGGUCGUUGUCGCAAGCUGUCAACUACGCCCUGAAGAUUGAAAUGCAGAUGGUGCGACAUAAUAAGGGCCAACAAUUUAAAAGAGCUUCUCCUGUCGGAGAUCAGUCAGCUGAUAUUCACAGAAAUGCAACUUCGUCAACCUCUCCACUUGGCAAACAGCAAAGUCUAGGCAAGGGAGCAAUGGGGGGACUGAAUUCUGGGGGACGUGCUGCUGAGAACCGAUCAGCAGGCCGGGACAGAGCUACGGCCAAAGAGAACCCCUAUGCCAAACCAUCUAAUAUUAAAUGUUUUCGGUGUUUCCAAUCGGGACAUAAGUCCAAUGAGUGUCCCACAAGACCUCAAUUACAGUUGCUGGAUGCCGAAGGGGAAGAUGAUCUCGAGGAACACAAUUCGGACUCAGAACCAAUUCCCGAGGAUGUGGAGGCUGACAGUGGGGAACCACUAAUUUGUGUCCUAGAAAAGUUGUUAUUAGCUCCAAAACAACCCAGCACCUCCCAAAGAAAUGCAUUAUUUAAGACUAAGUGCACUAUCAGGGGAAAGAUGUGUGAUUUACUGGUGGACAGUGGCUGCACGGAGAACGUUGUGUCGCGAUCCAUGGUGCAGGCUCUGAAGCUAAAAACCACGAAGAACUCGAACCCGUACAAGAUCAGCUGGGUCAAGAAGGGUGUUGAAAUGACAGUAACGGAGCUAUGUAAAGUGACGUUCUCUAUCGGGAAACACUAUGUUAGUGAAGUUUUAUGUGAUGUCCUAGACAUGGACGUGUGUCACAUUAUUUUGGGGAGACCGUGGCAGUACGAUGUGGGAGCUACCUAUGACUGUAGAGCCAACACAUAUUCAUUUGAUUGGAAAGGUAGGCGACUGCGUUUGGUUCCACACAACUACAGUUCAUCAAUUGAAUCUCCAAAAAAAGGUAAUGCUCUGUUUGCUGUAUCUGCUAAUGCAUUGUUGAAUGCAUGGAGAGAAUCCACUAGUUUGAUGGCUUUAAUAGUAAAAGAGAUCUCUCCGAUCACUGUUGGGAAGGAGUUGCCGAUUGCUGUAGCUGAUCUGCUGAAGCGAUUUUCGGAUAUCUGCACUGAUAAUGUACCAACCGAGCUUCCACCUAUGAGAGAAAUUCAGCAUCAAAUUGAUCUAGUACCGGGUGCUUCAUUGCCGAAUCAACCACACUACCGGUUGGGUCCUAAUGAAAAUGCUAUAUUGCAACAGAUUGUUGAUGAGCUGCUGGAUAAACAAUUGAUUCAGCACAGUUUGAGUCCAUGCGCCGUACCGGCUCUUCUGGUAUCGAAGAAGGAUGGCACGUGGAGAAUGUGCGUCGACAGCAGGGCAAUCAAUAAAAUUACAGUGAAGUUUAGAUUUCCAAUGCCGCGGAUGGAAGAAAUGAUGGAGAAAUUGGCUGGAUCAAAAAUAUUUUCAAAGCUGGACUUGAGGAGUGGUUAUCAUCAAAUUAGAAUCCGGCCCGGCGACGAGUGGAAGACUGCGUUUAAGACGCGAUAG
Molecule: messenger RNA, 2328 nt
Organism: Dendrobium catenatum
Lineage: Eukaryota; Viridiplantae; Streptophyta; Magnoliopsida; Asparagales; Orchidaceae
Exons: 1
Coding region: 1-2328 (775 amino acids)
Molecular function (GO): nucleic acid binding; zinc ion binding
Source: RefSeq, a predicted model, not a curated record